AGUCUUUUGUCGUUAGAGGGCCAAUUUAUUGACAGCAGCAGAGAGCAGAAAUGGCGACUACCAGGAUUGCAUUGUUAAACGCCAAAAGAAGUCAAAACAAGGAAAAUGUCAGAUGUCAAAAAUGCCUAGAGAUGGGUCAUUGGACCUAUGAAUGCUCUGGAAAGAGAAAGUACGUCCAUCGGCCUUCAAGGAUAUCAACACUCAACAAGAAACUCAAGCAGAAGCAGAAAGAGGAGGAGGAAGGAGCAAAAAGGCUAGAGAACCCCAAGAGUGACAGCAGCUCUGGUGAUGAGAGUGACGAGACAUCCUCCGGAACCAUCGAUUCCGAUUCUUCCUCCACCCUCAGUAGCUCCGAUGACGAAUCAAGCGAUGAGGAUUCCAACCUCAGCUCUAAAGGGGACUCCGAUUCGGGCUCGUCCGGAACAAGCGACUCGGACUCGGACAGUAGCGAAGAUAGCGUGCCUCGGAAAAAGCGCAAACGGUGAACAAUCCAGCGUCUCUCUUUUGUCAAACUGCGGCUGAAUAGCCAAAUUGAUGUGUUAUUUAUUUAUUACUGCGAGAUAAAUAGAUUUGAAUGGAAUUGGCCGAGAAACUUUAGCACAGGGCUGCGUUUGUGCCGCUGAGGGCACCAACACCAAUUGAGUACUCCACUGAGCCAACGAUACAGUGGCUUUGGUGCAAUAUAUGAGAAAUGCAAGCAAUUUCAAGUUUUGUAUGACAGGGAUUCUCUCUCAUGUACCCGUCUUGUAUUUUGAUAUGGAAUAAUCUCAUUGUUGUAUUAAAAUUUGAAUAUUCAAUUGAAUCUGAAUUACAGGAAGUGAUAGCAGUUGGAAGUAGACAUGCAUGUCUGUCAUUUCUAGAUGAAAAAGUACAAUAAGGUUAAAUGUGGAAUAUAUUUUUUUCCUAUCUGUACCUGGUAGCAAUUUCUUUGAUUACAUUUAAGGUUAAGCAGUGCUGUUACCAAAAGAGUACUCCCUAUUUCUGAACUGUUUUGUAAAGCUGUUAGUUAUAUUUGCAUAUCUGCCAAUUGCAAAAAGGGGGGGGGGGGGGGAUAUGGUUAAUGUUGACCAUACAUGCAAGUUAGUAUAUGUUUGAAAAUAUGAUUAUCGUAGUGUACUAAUAGAGAUUGGUUGUGCUGGUUCUAAUGGGUUAUGCAAUGAUGAGUAAGUAAGGUUGUGUACAAAGUAAUUUAAGGUUACUAAAUACUUGUCUAAGUCAAAAGGUCAUUCAAGAUUAUGUCAUUUUGUCAGUAAUAUAUGGGCAAAAGCUGAACCAUUUUGGCAAUCAAAGACUAUAUGUUUAUAUGUAAAAUGGUAUAAUUGCAGGGUUGGGUCCGUCCAAAAAGUUAGGGCAAUUUUUUUCACAUACCAGAAGUGAGAAACUAUGUCUGCUAUCAACUGUAACAAUGUUUGCUUAAAUUGAGGUUUGCAUAAAAAGCAUAGCCAACUAUCUUCAGAAGUAUGAAAGUUUACGUAGUGUUAUAUGAUGUCCA
Molecule: messenger RNA, 1492 nt
Organism: Strongylocentrotus purpuratus (purple sea urchin)
Lineage: Eukaryota; Metazoa; Echinodermata; Echinoidea; Camarodonta; Strongylocentrotidae
Product: zinc finger CCHC domain-containing protein 10
Exons: 3
Coding region: 51-485 (144 amino acids)
Molecular function (GO): zinc ion binding; nucleic acid binding
Source: RefSeq, a predicted model, not a curated record